CUGGGCGAUGCCAAGUGGGGUGAGGAGGGUCAUUUUCACGCGGUGUAUGAGUUCUUUACCCAGCGACAAGUUCCUGCUCUCAUCAUUUUCGUCGAGGACGGCGUGCUGCAAGUGACCCACCAAGUCCCAACAGAGCUUGUGGGUAGUAUCAACUACUUCCUGCGGACCAAUGACACCUACCUGUACCCCUGGCUCGAUUUUGACGCGAACGUCCGUUGCGGCGCUCUGCAUGGUGACUACUUGGCCAGUCUCUUGCGGGUCAUGAGUGACAUUUAUGCACCACUCCUUACCACCGGUGGCUCCUGGCCCGAUUCUGUGCGCAAUGAAUUUUCUGCUGGCCUCAACCGCUUCAUGUCUGCGCUCACCGAAGCCAGCAAUCGCUCUGCCGGAAAAACCGUGCUCUACAUCCCCAAUGAAGAGCUGUCUGAUGCUGCCAUCCAAGACCGAGACCUCCUUCAGCGUCUUGAUUCAACCGUCAUUCAAUGGACUCGCCUCCUGCGACAGGUGCUCAGCAGCACGAGCGUCGAGGGCGUGGCCGCCAUCGACAUGCCCCUCGACGAAAUUGCCUACUGGCGCCAGCGCCAAGCAGACAUGAGCGGCAUUCACGCUCAACUCGAUCAACCAAAAGCUCAACGUAUUUUGUCUCUGCUCAAGGCUGCCAACUCUUCCUACGUCUCCCAAUUUGAGUCCUGGGCCUCUAAGAUUGCUGAGGGCAUGAGCGUGUCGGAAAGCAAUUUCAAGUUUCUCUCCGUGCUGGCUGAUCCUUGCACUCGUCUCAACACGCUGGGUCUCAAUGCGAUCCCGGAGCGCCUGCCUGAGUUGGUCGACCUCGUGCGCAUGAUCUGGCUGCACUCUCAGCAUUACAACUCGCGCGAGCAAAUCACCAGUCUCUUCCAGAAGCUGAGCAACGCCAUCAUUUCGCGCUGUUGUGAAUGCAUUGCUCACUUUGCUCGGCGUCAGGGCGCUGGUACUCGACCACCCCCACUUCUGGCUGGCACCCGAGGUCCGGAGCUCAGCCGCAGCCUCGAGCAGCUCGAGGCCAACUUUGCCGCGAGCCUACAACAACUGCGACAGGUUCAGGAUCUCGUAUUCGAUGUCAAGUCCAACAAGUUUCAGCACGAGUUUGUCCAGUUCAAGGCCUCGCUGAAGGAGCUGGAAGUGCUCAUGCAGGGCAUCAUCGGCACUGCAUUUGAGACAGCCACCUCAGUGGAGCAGGGUGUCGAGCUCCUGACCAUCUUUGCACCUUUGCGAGCUCGAGAGACGCUGCGCCGAGCGCUGAACCGCCACACGGACAGCGUUUUUAAGCGUUUCAACGACGAGCUCGAGCAUGUCAAGCAAGUCUUCUCCAAGCAGCGCGACGCGCCUCCAGUAGGACCCACGAUGCCCAAGUAUGCUGGUGCUUGCAUGUGGGCGCUGGCGCUGCGCACCAACAUCGAUCAAUCUCAGCAACUGCUGACUUCGCGUCAGCUGCAUGCCACGUCCGAUGCGGGCCACCGCGGUGACGAGGCGACCUUUAGCAACGAAGUGCUGCAUAGCCAUUCAUUGCUCAGCAAUGCACUUGCAGACUUUGCCAACAAGACCCAUGCCGCUUGGGUCGCGCAACUAGGCACCGACCUCAAGGCACUGCUGGAAAUCAGUCUCAUGAAGCGCCGCCCUGAUCGUCGACUCGCCCUCAACUUUGAUCCUUCCCUCGAGCGUCUCUUUCGCGAGAUCCAGUACUUUGACAAGUUGGGCAUGAGCAUUCCAGCACCGGCGCGGGAUAUUUUCCAUCGAUCGGAGGAGCUGCGCUGUCUACGUGACAUGACCAUGCUGGUGGUGCGAGACUACAACCGCAUCUACGAUCUUUUGGCGGACGACGAGCAGCAGCUUUUCAGCCGACGCAUUCAGCUGCUUGACAACAAGGUGCACAACGGCUUGACAAAGUUAACUUGGGACAAGGCCAAGUUCAUCAAGGAGUACGUGAACACGGUGCGCGCCAAUGCUGCGACCGUGCGCAAGCAAGUUGACAACUACCUCGCUUCUAAGGCCUACGUGCGCGCUUUGUGCGACACGGCCGCUCAGCGAUCUCUUUUCGUCUACGAUGCCAAGACCAUGUACGAGCCCACGGAGUUUGCGCAACAACAGGAGCGCUACGUGGCACGCGUUCUCAGCCGACUGGGCACCAUUCACCAAAAGAUCGUGGCAGCCUUGCGGGCUACUUACAAGGAUUUUAGUGGUGACCCCAGCGCCGUGCAAUCGGCCUGGAAGCUGUACGUGGCCGGCAUUGAUGAGCGGCUUCAAAAUGCUCUGGUGACCGUGGCGCGUCGCUCUCUCAGCGAGCUUAAUCGAGCUUUGCAUGGUGACGGCAAGACGCUCAAUGCGCCUCUUUUCAAGGUCGGCGUCCUUUUGGAUGAUGCAUCUUCUUCGCUCCUUCUCCAGCCGAGCUUCGAUUUCACCUAUCGCUUGGUCAACACCGUUGCCGAUCGCAUCAUGGCUGGUCUCGUGGUCAUCCCGCGGCUGUUGGCGGCCGUGAGCCAGCGUGAGGUCAAGGAUCUGCCAUCCUACGAGGCUGCUGCCCGCGCCGACCGCGAUGUUCGCGUGCUCUUGGACCGUAUUGCGCGGGAUAUGGACAAGUGCCGCCCAGAGGCCGAGGCCUUUGCGCAGGGCUGGCGUGACCGUUAUUACGAAAUCUGGGCUACCGAUAAAGCACGCUUCAUUGAGCGAUACAUCGAGAUGCAGCCUUCCCUGGCCAAGUUUGAUGGCGACAUUGCCCGGUAUGGGGAGGUCUCUCACAACGUGCAGAAGGAGGAGACUUUCGUUAUCCUACAGUUUCUGCACCUGGACACGUCGUUGCUCAAGUUUGCUCUCUUGGACCAUUGCAAGGAAUGGCAGACCCGAUUGAGCCAGGUUCUACAUGAUCAAACGGUGCAGGAGUUGGCUGAUCUGCACGCCUAUCUCGAGGAACAGGCCCGCUUGCUGCGCCAGCGCCCCGAGGGCCUCGAUGCCGUCAUUGCGUCCGUCGCCCUGUACGACGAGGCUCGUAAGCGCCGUGAGUCAACUCAACAGCGCUUUGCUCCACUCAAGGAGCGAUUUGAGAUUCUUCACAAGUAUGAUGUCAGCAUAAGUGCUCAGGUGGAGCAGUCUCACCUCAACCUGGCUGCCGCCUGGACCUCGUUCAACGACGCCCUCCGCGAGGGCGCUGCUCUCAUCGAGGAGGCCAAAUCCGAAUGCAAGUCAGGCCUCUUGGCAUCCUUGGACGAGCUCGCGCGCAACGCUGCCGGGUUGCGCUCCCAGUUCCUCGAGGAUGGCCCGACCUCGGGAUCCCUCACACCCGAACAGGCCCUCAAGGCCAUUGAUACCUUCAAGGCCAAGGUGGAGACGACGCGCCAGGCGGAGCAAGCCUUGAAGAAUGGCCUGCAAGUCUUUGACAUCACUCAAGAGCCAUUUCAGGAGAUCUUGGACACGGUCAAAGAUUUGGGCCACCUUGAGCAGCUCUGGCGUCUGGCGGAGGAGUGGGACAACAAUUUCAUCUCUUGGCGAGACACACAGUUUGCUGACAUUGUUACGGACGAUCUCGCGCAAACUGCGACCAGCUUCAACAAACGGCUUCUCAAAAUGUUGCGUGAGGUUAAGGACAAGGACUGGGAAAUGACCGCCGCCUAUCGCAACAAAAUCGAUCAAUUCCGACGCACCAUGCCUCUCAUUGAGGAUCUGAAGAAUCCAGCGCUCCGUGAGCGCCACUGGAGCCGCCUUCAAGGCCACGUCGGCGAGAACUUCAGCCAUACGUCAGAAGAGUUUACCCUUGGCCGCAUGAUCGAGCUCGGCUUUGACCGCUUCAACGAAGAAGUGGGCGACAUCUCGCGGGCUGCUAGCAAGGAACUGAGCAUCGAGCAAACAUUGGCCGGCAUCACCGAGGUGUGGGCCACGGUUGAGCUCGAGGCAGCGGCCCACAAGGAACGUGGCCACUUCAUUCUCAAGGGAACGGACGACAUUUACCAGCUGCUCGAAGAUGAUCAGAUCAAGUUGGCCACCAUGAAGGCCAGUCCUUUUGUCAAGGCGUUUGAGGCAGACGUGGACCGCUGGGAGAAGACCUUGGGAACGGUUUUGGAGGUGGUGGACAUGUUGCUGACCGUGCAGCGUCAGUGGAUCUACUUGGAGAACAUCUUCCUUGGCGAGGACAUUCGGCAGCAACUGCCCGAAGAAACCAAGCAAUUUGACCUCAUGGAUGCCCAGUUUAAGGAUAUUGGUGUGCACCUGCACAAGGACUGCCACGCUUGUCGCGCGACCCACCGCGACGGCUUGCUCGCACAGCUUGUCGCCAUGAAUGGCGUACUCGAGCAAAUUCAAAAGUCACUGGAUGAAUAUCUCGAGACCAAGCGUCAAGCCUUUCCUCGCUUCUAUUUUGUAUCCAAUGAUGACCUUCUCGAGAUUCUUGGGCAGUCCAAAAAUCCGCCUGCCGUGCAGCCGCACUUGCUGAAAUGCUUUGACAAUGUCAAGAGUCUGGAGUUGCACAAUGCCGUUGGGCGCAGCCAGGUUCAAGCGCUGGGCAUGACCUCUGCAGAUGCAGAGUACGUGCCGUUUAAGACCGCUGUUGCCCUGGAUGGGCCAGUUGAGGUCUGGCUGACCUCUGUGGAGACAGAGAUGCGGCACACUCUUAAGCAGCUGCUUCAGGAAUGCAUGGUCGCGCAUCGAAAGCAAAAGCGCGACAAGUGGCUUAAGGAAUGGCCCGGCCAGCUUGUUCUCACUGUGAGUCAAAUGGCUUGGACAUCUGAGUGCUUCAAGGCCAUCUCUGACAAGAAACACGGGGCCAAAGCUGGCCUGAAAGCUAUCAAGAAGAAGCAGGUCUCACUCCUCAACAAGCUGACUGAGGCUGUGCGAGCCGUCAAGAACAAGACGCAACGCAAAAAGCUUGUGGCACUCAUCACCAUCGAAGUGCAUUCCCGCGACGUUAUCGAUCGCCUCUUGAAAGUGGCGAACAUCGACCAAAAUGCGUUUGAGUGGCUGAUGCAGCUGCGGUUUUACUGGGAAAAGCCUGAAACCGGUCCCAGCGAGGGGGAGUGCAUCAUCCGCCAAACCAACACCCAUUUCAGCUAUGGGUACGAGUAUUCCGGCAACAGCGGCCGCCUGGUCAUUACGCCUUUGACGGACCGCUGCUACAUGACCCUGACGACGGCCUUGCACUUGAAGCGCGGUGGCUCGCCCAAGGGUCCAGCUGGUACCGGCAAGACGGAGACGGUCAAGGAUCUUGGCAAGUCACUGGGUGAUUACGUCAUUGUCAUUAACUGCUCUGACGGCAUGGACUACAAGUCGCUUGGCGUCAUGUUCCGCGGUCUAGCACAGACUGGCGCCUGGGGUUGUUUUGAUGAGUUCAACCGCAUCAACAUCGAAGUGCUUUCCGUCGUGGCCCAGCAGAUCCUCUCCAUCCUCUCGGCUCAGAUUCCGCUCUCGCCAGAGAACCCGAAGACACGCUUCACGUUCGAGGGCAUGGACAUCAACCUGCUUUGGUCUUGCGGCAUCUUCAUCACCAUGAACCCUGGCUAUGCCGGGCGCACCGAGUUGCCAGAUAACCUCAAGUCCAUGUUCCGUCCAAUCUCCAUGAUGAAGCCAGACACGCAACUUAUCGCCGAGAUCAUCCUCUUUGGCCAGGGUUUCAACAACACGCGCGUGCUCGCCAAGAAGGCUGACACUCUGUACAAGCUUGCAGCUCAGCAGCUGUCCAAGCAAGACCACUAUGACUAUGGUCUUCGCGCCAUGGUCUCAACUCUGUUGUAUGCUGGACGCAAGCGUGAGGCGAUGCCCGAAAUGCCGCAUGAGGAGGUGCUGCUGCUUGCCAUGAAGGACAUGAACGUGGCCAAGAUGACGGGCGCUGACCUGCCUCUGCUCCAACACAUGAUGUCCGACCUCUUCCCAGGCGUGGAGACGAUGGAGGUGGAGUAUGGAGCCUUCCGCGAGGCCAUCAAGGCGGAUCUGGUCAAGCAGGGCUAUCAAGCCACCCCCUGGAUGAUCACCAAAGCCAUUCAGCUCUUUGAGACGAAAAACUCGCGCCACUCCGUCAUGAUUGUCGGGCGCACUGGCUCAGGCAAGAGUGUUGCUUGGCACACGCUGCAGCGUGCAAUGACGCAGUGUGCACGCGACAACGUGGAGGGCUUUGUACCUGUGCGGGAGUACCCGCUCAAUCCCAAGGCGCUUUCCUUGGCUGAGCUGUAUGGCGAGUUCAACAUUGCCACCAACGAGUGGACGGAUGGCGUGCUCUCCUCGGUGAUGCGCAACGUCUGCUCCGAUGAGAAGCCAGAUCAGAAGUGGAUUGUGUUUGAUGGUCCCGUUGAUACGCUGUGGAUUGAGAGCAUGAAUUCGGUCAUGGACGACAACAAGAUCCUGACCCUCAUCAACGGUGAUCGCAUUUCCAUGCCGGCGCAAGUUUCGCUGCUCUUUGAGGUUGAGGAUCUGGCCGUUGCGUCGCCGGCAACCGUGUCACGUUGCGGCAUGGUGUACCACGACACGGCUGACCUCGGCUGGCAACCCUAUGUCACUUCGUGGCUCAGUAAUCCGCGCUUUGAAGCCUAUCGCGGCCCGCUGCAGGCCCUUUUCGAGAAGUAUGUCGAACGCCUUCUUGAUUUUGUUCGCCACAAAUGCGAAGAACUCGUGGAAACCUCCCUCCUGAGUCGGGUGACGUCCCUGUGCAACCUGCUCGACGCCUUUUUGGUGCCCGAGAAUGGCAUCGACCCCGCGGACAAGGCCCACUUUGCGCGUCUUCUGGAACAGUGGUUCCUCUUUGCUUGUGUGUGGUCCCUUUGCGCGGGCGUGAACGAGGCAGGUCGCAAGUUGGUUGACAAUUUCAUCCGUGAGAUUGAGGGUCAAUUCCCAGCCAAGGACACCGUGUACGAGUACUUUGUGGACGUGAAGAAUCACACUUGGGCUCAUUGGGAGAAGGAGCUUUCGGCGGGGUGGAAGUACGCCCCUGAUGCAAGUUAUCACUCAAUUCAAGUGCCCACGGUGGACACAGUGCGCUACGAGUUUCUGCUGUCCAACUUGAUUGCACAUCAGCGCCCGACGUUGAUGGUGGGUCCAGUUGGAACGGGCAAGACUUCGGUGGUCGAGCUUGUCAUGGCCAAGCUCGAUGCAGCGCAGUUUAAUCGCCUAACCAUCAACAUGUCCUCGCAAACCAGCUCAAACAACGUGCAAGAGAUCAUUGAGGGCCAGGUGGAGAAGCGUACCAAGGGUGUGUUUGUGCCCCUUGGGGGCAAGCAGUUGCUCACCUUCCUGGACGACCUGAACAUGCCGGCCAAGGAUACUUUUGGAAGCCAGCCCCCGCUUGAAUUGCUGCGCCAGCUCAUGGAGUACGGGUUCAUGUACGACCGGCAGAAACAGGUGUUGAAACACAUCAAGGACAUGCGAGUCGUGGCGGCCAUGGGUCCGCCCGGGGGCGGCCGCUCUGUCAUCAGCCGGCGCCUUCAGAGCCGCUUUAACGUCAUCAACAUGACCUUUCCCAGCCGGUCGCAGAUUCAACGCAUCUUUGGAACCAUGAUCAACCAAAAGCUACAGGAUUUUGAUGAGGCGUGCAAGCCGGUGGGUGACAUGGUGACCAAUGGCACCAUUGACGUUUAUGAGUACAUGUCUACGCGCAUGCUGCCUACGCCGGCCAAAAUCCACUACCUCUUCAACUUGCGCGAUAUUUCCAAGGUUUUCCAGGGUCUUUUGCGCGCUCACAAGGACGUACACGACACCACCGAUGCGCUGUCGCGCCUGUGGGUGCACGAGUGCUUUCGCGUCUUCUGCGAUCGCCUCAUCAGCUCUUCGGACGUGGCUGAAUUCACCAAGCUUAUUGAGGACAAGCUGCACGAGCUUUUCAACAUCUCCUACUCGACCCUUUGCCCCAAUCGCGUGGUGCCCGUCUUUGCGGACUUUCUGAAAGCCGAAGACAAUCCCGUGUACGAGGAUGUGCGCGAUCCCCAAGUGCUGCGACGCGUGCUGCAGGAGCGUUUGGACGAGUACAAUGAAUCGGGCUUUGUUCCCAUGGACCUGGUUCUGUUCCGUGAUGCCAUUGAACACGUGUGCCGUGUCGUCCGUGUCGUGCGGUGUGAGCGUGGCAACAUGCUGCUCAUUGGUGUCGGUGGGUCUGGGCGGCAGUCGCUCACGCGCCUCGCCUCGUACGUGCUCGAGUUUAAGGUGUUCCAAAUUGAGGUCACGCGGCAGUACCGCAUCAACGAAUUUCGCGAGGACCUCAAGACGCUGUAUCGACAAGCCGGUCUUGAGAACAAGCCGACAGUCUUCCUCUUUACUGACACACAAAUUGUCAUUGAAGACUUUUUGGAGGAUAUCAACAACAUUUUGAGUUCCGGCGAGGUUCCCAACUUGUUUGCACCGGAUGAGUUGGAGGAAAUUCGCAAUGAGCUGGCACCGCUGGCGCGCAAGCAAGGUCUUGACGAGUCGCCGGUGGGCCUGUACAAGUAUUUCAUCAGCCGUGUUCGCAACAACCUGCGCGUUGUCCUGUGCAUGAGCCCCGUCGGCGAGGCUUUCCGCAACCGCCUGCGCAUGUACCCCGGCCUUGUCAACUGUACCACCAUCGACUACUUUCAUGCAUGGCCCGAAGAUGCCCUACUCGCCGUGGCACACCGAUACAUGCACGAUGUGGACUUUGGCACUGGGGAGGACGGCGAGGCCGUCCGCAAGGCCGUCUCAUCCACCUUUGCCGUUAUUCAGCAGUCGGUCCUGAGCUCUUCGGCCCAGAUGCUGGAGGAACUCAAGCGACACAACUAUGUGACACCAACCAACUACCUCGAGCUCGUCAUGGGCUACAAGCAGCUCCUGGCGGAGAAGCGCCGCGAGCUGGGCGAUGCUGCCGACAAGCUUGCCAAUGGCUUGGGCAAGAUUGACGAGACAAGUGCCAAGGUAGAGCAAAUGUCCAUCGAGCUGGUUGAGACGAAGAAGCAAGUGGCCGAGUUUCAGCGCGAGUGUGAGGAGUACCUCGUCAUCAUUGUACAGCAGAAGCGCGAGGCCGACGAUCAGCAGAUGGCCGUGUCCCAGCGCAGCGAGAAGAUUAGCGUGGAGGCCAAACAGUGUCAGAAGUUGGCUUCGGAUGCGCAGGCCGACCUUGACGAGGCCCUGCCGGCUCUGGAGAGCGCUAUGGAGGCACUCAACUCGCUUAAUAAGGGCGACAUCACGGAGAUCAAGUCGUACAGCAAGCCGCCCGAUCUCGUGGCCAUGGUCAUGGAGGCUGUCAUGGUUUUGCGCAAAUCCAAGCCAGACUGGGCGGAAGCCAAGCGUCAACUGGGUGACACCAAUUUUAUCAACCAACUGAUUGAGUUUGACAAGGACAACAUGUCUGAGAAGACGCUGAAAAAGGUACGCACCUACGUUGUGCGCCCAGAGUUUGAUCCAGAUGUGGUGGGUCGCGUUUCGAAUGCGGCACGCUCGCUCUGCAUGUGGGUUCGGGCCAUGGAUGUAUAUGGCCGCAUCUUCAAGGUCGUGGAACCCAAGCGCCAGGCCUUGCAAGCGGCGCAAACGGCCCUCAAGGCCAAGGAAGACUCGUUGGCAGAGGCCGAGGCCAAGCUGCGCGAGGUGACGGAGAAGGUGGCCAAGCUGCAGUCUGAUUACGAGAGCAAGCUUCAGACCAAGGAAGAGCUGCGCAUCAAGAGUGAACAGACAGAGAUCAAGCUUGAGCGUGCCGCCAAACUGGUGUCGGGCUUGGCCGGCGAGCGCUCGCGCUGGGAGCAGAGCGUUGGCGAGCUGCGACGCGGCAUCAAAUUCUUGGUGGGUGAUUGCCUCAUGUGUGCUGGCUUUCUCUCAUACCUGGGUCCCUUUAUCAGCGAGUACCGUGCUCGCAUUGUCGAGCAGUGGCGGCGCCACAUUCGGGACAACAACAUCCCUUCCGAUCCCGAUUUCAGCAUGACAACUCUGUUGGCGAAGGCAACAGACGUGCGCUUCUGGAACAUUCAAGGCCUGCCGUCCGACCAAUUCAGCACGGAGAACGGUGUGAUUGUGACACGCGGCCGGCGCUGGCCACUGAUGAUUGACCCUCAGGGACAGGCCAUCAAAUGGAUCAAAAACAUGGAGCGCGACCGCAAGCUGCAGGUGGUGGACAUGCAACAACCUGACUACAUUCGCACGCUCGAAAACGCCAUCCAGUUUGGUACGCCGGUGCUGAUGCAGAAUGUGGGCGAGGAGCUGGACCCAUCCUUGGCCCCCGUGCUGAACAAAGCCUUUACCAAGGUGGGCGGGCGCUUGAUGCUCAAGCUCGGGGAUAAGGAGAUUGAGUACAAUCCAGACUUUCGCUUCUACUUGACGACCAAGAUGAGCAACCCUCACUACACUCCCGAGAUCUCGACCAAGACCACGAUCGUCAACUUUGCGGUCGUCCAACAGGGCUUGGAGGCGCAGCUGCUCGGCAUUGUCGUGUCCAAGGAGCGCCCGGAGCUGGAAAAGCAAAAGAAUGAGCUCGUUCUGAACAUUGCCGCGGGCAAGAAGAAGCUGGUGGACUUGGAAGAUAAGAUCCUGCAGCUUCUGAGCUCGGCCAAGGGCUCGCUUCUGGACGACGAGGAGCUGGUCAACACGCUGAACACCUCCAAGGUCACCUCGGUGGAGGUGUCGGAGCAACUUGUGGUGGCGGAAGCAACGGAGAAAGAGAUUGAUGCGGCACGUGAGGGUUACCGUCCGUCCGCGUCACGAGCGUCGGUGCUCUUCUUUGUGCUUGAUGAUGUGUCCAAGAUUGACCCUAUGUACCAAUUUUCGCUCGAUGCUUACAUCAAUCUGUACACGCUCAGCAUCGACAACAGCGCCAAGGCGCCAGCGCUCGACCAGCGCAUCGAGAGCAUCAACGAGUAUCACAACUAUGCGGUGUACCGUUACACCUGCCGAGGUCUGUUUGAGAAGCACAAACUACUCUUUGCGCUGCACAUGAAUGCCAAGAUCUUGGAGAGCCAGAACAAGAUUGCCUUGGGCGAGUACAACUUCUUUCUACGCGGCGGUCAGGUGCUCGAUCGCGACGCGCAGGUGCCCAACCCCGCGCCCGGCUGGAUUACUUCAGAGGCUUGGGACAACGUGACGGAAAUGGAGCGGCUGCUACCCAAGUUUGCAGGACUGACGGCUUCGUUUGAGCAGCAGCUGCGCGACUGGCAGGCGUGGUAUGUGCAUCCCGAACCGGAGACGGCGCCACUGCCAGGGGAAUGGCAGGCCACCUGCAAUGAGCUGCAGCGCAUGUGCAUUGUGCGGGCGCUGCGCCCGGACCGCGUGGCAAUUGUUGCCAUCCAGUACAUUGUCAACAACCUGGGCCAGCGCUUCGUGGAGCCACCACCACUUGACAUGAACGCCGUGUUGGCGGAUUCCAAUGCCAUGACGCCACUCAUCUUUGUUCUAUCUGUGGGCGUGGAUCCGACGAAGCAGCUGCUGGAUCUUGCUGAACGCUCCGGUAUGAGCGACCGCUUUCACAGCCUGUCUCUCGGUCAAGGGCAGGCACCAAUUGCGGAGCGCCUCAUUGCCGAGGGUGCUUCGCGUGGUGACUGGGUGUUCCUGGCGAAUUGUCACCUCUCCUUGAGCUGGAUGCCCUCCCUGAGUAAGCUGGUGGAGCUGCUGGAGUCACAGCAGCCGCACCCCGACUUUCGGCUGUGGCUCAGCUCCAAGCCGGACCCGCGCUUCCCGAUUUCGAUUUUGCAGGCGGGUAUCAAGAUGACAACGGAACCACCAAAUGGUAUCAAGGCGAACAUGAAGCGGCUGUACAACACCAUCAGCGAGGAGCAGUUUGAGCGCUGCAACGCUUCGUCCAAGUACAAGAAACUGAUGUUUUCCCUGACCUUUUUCCACAGCAUCUUGCUCGAGCGUCGCAAGUUCCAAAUGCUGGGCUGGAACGUGCAAUACCCCUUCAACGACUCGGACUUUGAGGUUUCGGAGAACCUGCUGGCGCUCUUCCUGGACGAGUAUGAGGAGACACCGUGGGAGUCACUCAAGUACCUGAUUGCGGGCAUCAACUACGGUGGCCACGUGACAGAUGACUGGGAUCGACGCCUCUUGCUGACCUACAUUAACGAGCUGUUCAGUGAUCAGGUGUUGCAGGUGGAGGCGUGCCCGGUGUCGGCCAGCCCGCUCUACUUUGUGCCUCCAGAUGGCCCAUUGCAGUCAUACAAGGAUUACAUCAACACGCUGCCAGGCGUGGACCCCCCCACCGCUUUUGGGCAAAAUGCCAACGCGGAUAUCUCAAGCAUGAUCCGGGAAGCCCGCACGUUGCUGGGCACGCUGGUGUCCAUGCAGCCAGCCGUCAGCGCCAAAGAGGGUGGUAGUCGGGAGGACAAGGUUUUGGAGCUGGCGCGGGACAUGCUGGCGCGGCUACCCAAGACCAUCGAUUACGAGGCGACGGCCAAGCUCUUGGCGGCUGAUCCGCGUCCGUUGAACAUUGUGUUGCUGCAGGAGAUCCAGCGAUACAACCGAUUGCUGGAGGCGAUGCGCGUCAACCUGGUCGACCUCGAUCACGGUAUCCAGGGACUGGUGGUGAUGAGUCACGAGCUGGAGCAGAUUUUCGAGUGCAUCUAUCAGGGCGAGGUGCCGGUAGCUUGGAAAGCAACGUACCCGUCCCAAAAGCCGUUGGCCUCGUGGAUGCGCGACUUGGUGGAGCGGAUUGAAUUUCUGACGCAGUGGGCAGUCACGGGUCGCCAGCCCCUUAUCUUCUGGAUGUCGGCCUUUAGCUUCCCGACGGGCUUUCUCACGGCUGUGCUGCAGCAAGCGGCGCGCUCCAACGGCGUGUCAAUCGACACGCUCUCAUGGGAGUUUUCGGUCAUGACCGUCGAUGACGUCAACAUUGUGGAGGAGCCGAGGGACGGUGUCUACGUGCGUGGACUCUUCCUCGAGGGUGCGGGGUGGGAUAAGCGCAAUGCUUGCCUUGUGGAGGCGGAGGCCAUGCAGCUGGUCAGCAGCAUGCCCACGAUCCACUUCAAACCCGUUGAGAACAAGAAGGUCGCCAAGAAAGGCAGCUAUGCUUGUCCCUGCUAUUACUAUCCCAACCGCACGGGCGAAGGCGGUGCGUCUGCAUGGUCCUUUGUCAUUUCGGUGGACCUCAAGACCGGUGAUCUGCCCCCUGAACACUGGGUCAAGCGUGGCACCGCACUGCUGAUGAGCUUGGACAGUUAGUUGUGCUUCUUCCGCGUCGGCCCUAUGACGCUUUGAGUAUGGCUGUGCGUUUCUGCUCUUUCUAUGGAAUUAGCAAGUUGCUGUUUGUUGGACGUGUGUCGUGCCUGUGAAUAUAAAAAUAUCAUGAUAAUUGACCUAUGGUCUUC
Monosiga brevicollis MX1 is the source of this 13238-nucleotide messenger RNA. RefSeq lists its product as uncharacterized. Gene Ontology annotation, biological process: microtubule-based movement. Gene Ontology annotation, cellular component: dynein complex. The transcript has 4 exons. Gene Ontology annotation, molecular function: dynein intermediate chain binding; ATP hydrolysis activity; dynein light intermediate chain binding. The coding region runs from base 262 to 13092 and encodes 4276 amino acids. The record is from RefSeq and is a predicted model, not a curated record. Lineage: Eukaryota; Choanoflagellata; Craspedida; Salpingoecidae.